UUAGCCAUUUUCUAACACAAAUAUCAUAAUCAACCCUUUGAAAAUGCUCUCAUAUGUGACAUGAUAAUGGAUCAUACAAAAAAAAGACUAUAGUAGUAUUAGUAUAUGUAAGUGACAAAAUAACCAUAACAAAGGCACACACAAAAAAAUCAAAAACAAAAUGGCUCAUACACAUAGAGAACAAUUCAAACCCUUAGCACCAAAUUUCAUUUCAUUAACAACUCAUUAUAGAAGCCCUAGUGCAGAAAACCAACACCAACAUUUAUCAGAACACAAAACAAAGCGCAUGAAAACAUGCAUCAAAUGGUGUGGAUGCGUCACAGCAAUUCUCUUGUUACUCUUUGUAAUACUCAUAGUUCUAGCUUUUACAGUUUACAACGUAAAAGAUCCUGAAGUGAGGAUGAACGGUGUUACAUUAAUCGGUGGAAACUUCACCGUUUCGAAUACCGUUACAAUUCUCGCUGAUAUGUCUGUGAAGAAUACAAACUCAUUCACUUUCAGGUAUGGAGAAGUUAACACCACUGUUUAUUACGGUGGAACUGAGAUCGGAGGAGGAGUAUCGCCUCCCGGGAAAGCGAAAGCGCAAAGAACGGGGAGGCUCAACGUGACGUUGGAGAUUAUGGCGAAGAAGCUUGUGGAUAAACCGGAAUGGGUUGUAGAUAUUAGAGAUCAAGGUUUGAAUUUUAGCACUUAUACAAAGAUGAGGGGGAAGGUGAAAAUAUUGAAUCUGUUGAAGAGGAAUGUUGGGGUUGAGUUGAAUUGUACUAGUCAAUAUAAUAUCACCACCGGUUUGAUUACACAUGGUGAUAAUUGUGUUGGGUUUGUUAGUAUUUAGAUUUUAGUUACUUAAAGAUAUAGAUAUAUUAUACUUUAAUCAAAAAAAAAUUACAUACUAUUUAUAUGAAUUCACCUCGAGUUUGACCGGGGAAAUCAAUUUUAAAUGGAUUCGAAUUUGAGUUUGUAUUUUCCGUAAUUUUAAAAGAUGAGUAUGAGACGCAUAAUAGAGA
This is a messenger RNA of Lathyrus oleraceus (garden pea), 1007 nucleotides long. RefSeq lists its product as uncharacterized. Bases 161 to 835 code for a protein of 224 amino acids. The record is from RefSeq and is a predicted model, not a curated record. The transcript has a single exon. Gene Ontology annotation, biological process: defense response to other organism. NCBI's taxonomy places the organism in Eukaryota, Viridiplantae, Streptophyta, Magnoliopsida, Fabales, Fabaceae.